Molecule: messenger RNA, 7343 nt
Organism: Erinaceus europaeus (western European hedgehog)
Lineage: Eukaryota; Metazoa; Chordata; Mammalia; Eulipotyphla; Erinaceidae
Gene: MYO7A
Product: myosin VIIA
Exons: 49
Coding region: 301-6927 (2208 amino acids)
Cellular component (GO): myosin complex; cytoskeleton
Molecular function (GO): protein binding; ATP binding; cytoskeletal motor activity
Source: RefSeq, a predicted model, not a curated record
CAGCUGCAUAGCCCGCCCCCACAUUGAUGUCACUGACACUGGGGCUUCCAGGCCCAAGGUCCCUCCCUCUGGAGGGAAGGCCUUAGAGCAGGGAGGGGCAGGAGAGACAGGAAGGUUGAGAGAGGCACAGUCUUAACAGAUGCCCCCAAAGUCAGCUUCUCCACAAGACAGCAGCCAGGGCUGUGAGUUGUUCUGGACCUGUGACCCCACUUCCUGAGUGUCCCUCCUCCCAAGAGGGGACAGCUGGAAACAUCUGGAAAUCAGAAUCAGAUCUGCCAUCAGGACGCCUGACCCAGGAAGAUGGUGAUUCUUCAGCAGGGGGACUAUGUCUGGAUGGACCUGAGAUCUGGCCAGGAGUUCGACGUGCCCAUCGGGGCAGUGGUGAAGCUCUGCGACUCUGGGCAGAUCCAGGUGGUGGACGAUGAAGGCAAUGAACACUGGAUCUCCCCGCAGAACGCCACGCACAUCAAGCCCAUGCACCCCACGUCGGUCCAUGGCGUGGAGGACAUGAUCCGCUUGGGCGACCUCAACGAGGCGGGCAUCCUGCGUAACCUGCUCAUCCGCUACCGGGACCACCUCAUCUAUACCUACACGGGCUCCAUCCUGGUGGCCGUGAACCCUUAUCAGCUGCUCUCCAUUUAUUCCUCUGAGCAUAUCCGCCAGUACACCAACAAGAAGAUCGGUGAGAUGCCCCCCCACAUCUUCGCUAUUGCUGACAACUGCUACUUCAACAUGAAACGCAACAGUCGUGACCAGUGCUGCAUCAUCAGUGGGGAGUCCGGGGCUGGCAAGACCGAAAGCACCAAGCUGAUCCUGCAGUUCCUGGCGGCCAUUAGUGGGCAGCACUCCUGGAUCGAGCAGCAGGUGCUUGAGGCCACGCCCAUUCUGGAAGCCUUUGGCAACGCCAAAACCAUCCGCAAUGACAACUCCAGCCGCUUUGGCAAGUACAUUGACAUCCACUUCAACAAGCGCGGCGCCAUCGAGGGUGCCAGGAUCGAGCAGUACCUGCUGGAGAAGUCGCGCGUGUGCCGCCAGGCCCCUGAUGAGAGGAACUACCACGUGUUCUAUUGCAUGCUAGAGGGCAUGAGUGAGGACCAGAAGAAGAAGCUGGGCCUGGGCCAGGCCACCGACUAUAACUACUUGGCCAUGGGAAACUGUGUCACCUGUGAGGGCCGGGAGGACAGCCAGGAGUACGCCAGCAUCUGCUCUGCCAUGAAGGUGCUGCUGUUCACUGACACUGAGAACUGGGAGAUCUCCAAGCUACUGGCAGCCAUCCUGCACCUGGGCAACCUGCAGUACGAAGCCCGCACAUUCGAGAACCUGGAUGCCUGUGAGGUCCUCUUCUCCCCAUCCCUGGCCACAGCUGCAUCCCUGCUUGAGGUGAACCCCCCGGACCUGAUGAACUGCCUGACCAGCCGCACACUCAUCACUCGGGGGGAGACGGUGUCCACCCCGCUUAGCAGGGAGCAGGCAUUGGAUGUGCGGGAUGCCUUCGUCAAGGGCAUCUACGGGCGCCUGUUCGUGUGGAUCGUGGACAAGAUCAAUGCAGCCAUCUACAAGCCCCCAUCCCAGGAGGUGAAGAGCUCCCGCCGCUCCAUCGGCCUCCUGGACAUCUUUGGGUUCGAGAACUUCACCGUCAAUAGCUUCGAGCAGCUGUGCAUCAACUUUGCCAACGAGCACCUGCAGCAGUUCUUCGUACACCACGUGUUCAAGCUGGAACAGGAGGAGUAUGACCUGGAGAGCAUCGACUGGCUGCACAUCGAGUUCACUGACAACCAGGAUGCCCUAGACAUGAUUGCCAACAAGCCCAUGAACAUCAUCUCCCUCAUUGAUGAGGAGAGCAAGUUCCCCAGGGGCACAGACUCCACCAUGCUGAACAAGCUCAACUCCCAGCACAAGCCGAACUCCAACUACAUCCCCCCCAAGAACAACUAUGACACCCAAUUUGGGAUCAACCACUUUGCGGGCAUCGUCUACUAUGAGAGCAAAGGCUUUUUGGAGAAGAACCGGGACACUUUGCAUGGUGACAUCAUCCAGCUGGUCCACUCCUCCAGGAACAAGUUCAUUAAACAGAUAUUCCAAGCGGAUGUAGCCAUGGGUGCUGAGACCAGGAAGCGCUCACCCACACUCAGCAGCCAGUUCAAGCGGUCCCUGGAGCUGCUGAUGCGCACUCUGGAUGCCUGCCAGCCCUUCUUCGUGCGUUGCAUCAAGCCCAACGAGUUCAAGAAGCCCAUGCUGUUCGAUCGGCACCUGUGUGUGCGCCAGCUGCGGUACUCGGGGAUGAUGGAGACUAUCCGUAUCCGCCGUGCCGGCUACCCCAUCCGCUACAGCUUCGUGGAGUUCGUGGAGCGCUACCGUGUGUUGCUGCCCGGUGUAAAGCCGGCCUACAAGCAGGAAGACCUUCAGGGGACUUGCCAGCGCAUGGCCGAGGCUGUGUUGGGUGCCCACGAUGACUGGCAGAUUGGCAAGACCAAGAUCUUCCUCAAGGACCACCAUGACAUGCUGCUGGAGGUGGAGCGGGACAAGGCCAUUACCGACAGGGUCAUCCUCCUCCAGAAGGUCAUUCGGGGUUUCAAGGACAGGUCCAACUUCCUGAAGCUGAAACAUGCAGCUAUGCUGAUCCAGAGGCAGUGGCGGGGCCACCACUGCAGGAAGAACUAUGAGCUGAUGCGGUUGGGCUUCCUGCGGCUGCAGGCCCUGCACCGCUCACAGGAGCUGCACCUUCAGUACUGCCGGACCCGUGGGCGCAUUAUCCUCUUCCAGGCUCGGUGCCGUGCCUUCCUGGUGCGCCGGGCCUUUCGCCACCGCCUGUGGGCUGUGCUCACUGUGCAGGCCUAUGCCCGUGGCAUGAUUGCCCGUCGGCUGCACCGCCGGCUCCAAGCUGAGUACUUGCGGCGCUUGGAGGUGGAGAAGAUGCGGCUGGCUGAGGAAGAGAAGCUCCGUAAGGAGAUGAGUGCCAAGAAGGCCAAGGAGGAGGCUGAGCGCAAGCACCAGGAGCGUCUAGCCCAGUUGGCGAGGGAGGACGCAGAGCGGGAGCUGCGGGAGAAGGCUGAGGCGCGGAAGAAGAAGGAGUUGCUGGAGCAGAUGGAGAAGGCCCGCCAUGAACCUAUCAACCACUCGGACAUGGUGGACAAGAUGUUUGGUUUCCUGGGCACUUCUGGGGGCCUGCCAGGCCAGGAGGGCCAGGCACCUAGUGGCUUCGAGGACCUGGAGAGAGGGCGGAGGGAGAUGGUGGGCGAGGACCUGGACUCGGCCCUGCCCCUACCUGACGAGGAUGAAGAGGACCUCUCCGAGUAUAAAUUUGCCAAGUUUGGGGCCACCUACUUUCAGGGCACUAUCACCCACACCUACAGUCGGCGGCCCCUCAAGCAGCCGCUGCUCUACCAUGACGAUGAGGGCGACCAGCUGGCGGCCCUGGCAGUCUGGAUCACCAUUCUGCGCUUCAUGGGGGACCUGCCGGAGCCCAAGUAUCAUGUGGCCAUGAGCGACGGCAGUGAGAAGAUCCCAGUAAUGACCAAAAUCUAUGAGACCCUGGGCAAGAAGACCUACCGGCGGGAACUGCAGGCCCUGCAGGGUGAGGCUGAGGCCCAGCUCCCUGAGGGGCAGAAGAAGAGCAGUGUGAGACACAAGUUGGUACACCUGACCCUGAAGAAGAAGUCCAAGUUGACAGAGGAGGUGACCAAGAGGCUUCACGACGGGGAGUCCACUGUUCGGGGCAACAGCAUGCUGGAGGACCGGCCCACCUCCAACCUGGAGAAACUGCACUUCAUCAUUGGCAAUGGCAUCCUGCGACCGGCACUGCGAGAUGAAAUCUACUGCCAGAUCAGCAAGCAGCUCACACAUAAUCCCUCCAAGAGCAGCUAUGCACGUGGCUGGAUCCUUGUGUCUCUUUGUGUGGGCUGCUUCGCCCCAUCUGAGAAGUUCGUGAAGUACCUGCGGAACUUCAUCCAUGGGGGCCCCCCUGGCUAUGCCCCAUACUGCGAGGAAAGGCUCAGAAGGACCUUCGUCAAUGGGACCCGGACACAGCCACCCAGCUGGCUGGAGCUGCAGGCCACCAAGUCCAAGAAGCCCAUCAUGCUGCCUGUGACAUUCAUGGACGGAACCACCAAGACACUGCUGGCAGACUCAGCCACCACAGCACAUGAGCUGUGCAGUGCACUGGCUGACAAGAUCUCGCUCAAGGAUCGCUUCGGCUUCUCCCUCUACAUUGCCCUAUUUGACAAGGUGUCGUCCCUGGGCAGUAGCAGUGACCACGUCAUGGACGCCAUCUCCCAGUGUGAACAGUAUGCCAAGGAGCAGGGUGCUCAGGAGCGCAAUGCCCCCUGGAGGCUGUUCUUCCGAAAGGAGGUCUUCACACCCUGGCACAGCCCCUCUGAGGACACAGUGGCCACCAAUCUCAUUUACCAGCAGGUGGUUCGUGGGGUCAAGUUUGGCGAGUACCGUUGUGAGAAGGAGGAUGACCUGGCUGAGCUGGCUUCCCAGCAGUACUUUGUGGAUUAUGGCUCUGAGAUGAUCCUGGAGCGCCUCCUGAACCUGGUGCCCACCUACAUCCCCGACCGAGAGAUCACCCCCUUGAAGACAUUAGAGAAGUGGGCGCAGCUGGCAAUUGCAGCCCACAAGAAGGGCAUCUAUGCCCAGCGGCGGACAGAUGUGCAGAAGGUCAAGGAGGAUGUGGUCAACUACGCACGCUUCAAGUGGCCCCUGCUCUUCUCCCGUUUCUAUGAAGCCUACAAAUUCUCAGGCCCUAGCCUCCCCAAGAAUGAUGUGAUUGUGGCUGUCAACUGGACAGGCGUCUACUUUGUGGAUGAGCAGGAGCAGGUGCUUCUGGAACUUUCCUUCCCUGAGAUCAUGGCUGUGUCCAGUAGCAGUGCUGUGUCUCUCUCGCUCUUGCUGGGCUGCUCAGAUGCGGGUGGGACCAGCCUGAUGUCUGCGGGGCCCUGUUCUCCGUGUUGGUCCUGCAGGGGAGCGAAGCUGACAGCCCCCAGCUUCACACUGGCCACCAUCAAGGGGUACGAGUACACUUUUACCUCCAGCAACUCGGAGGACAUCCGUGACCUGGUAGUCACCUUCUUGGAGGGGCUGCGGAAGAGGUCCAAGUACGUGGUGGCCCUGCAGGACAAUCCCAACCCUGCAGGUGAGGAGUCGGGCUUCCUGAGCUUCACCAAAGGUGACCUCAUCAUACUGGACCAUGACACAGGCGAGCAGGUGAUGAACUCGGGCUGGGCCAAUGGCAUCAAUGAACGUACCAAGCAGCGCGGGGACUUCCCCACUGACUGUGUAUACGUCAUGCCCACUGUCACCCUGCCUCCCCGAGAGAUUGUGGCCUUGGUCACCAUGACCCCGGACCAGAGGCAGGACAUGGUGCGGCUCCUGCAGCUGCGGCCCCCAGAGCUUGAGGCACGAGCCAAGCCCUACACGCUGGAGGAGUUUUCCUAUGAUUAUUUCAGGCCUCCCCCCAAGCACACACUGAGCCGCGUCAUGGUGUCCAAGGCACGUGGCAAGGACCGACUAUGGAGCCACACUCGGGAGCCACUCAAGCAGGCAUUGCUUAAGAAGAUCCUGGGCAGUGAGGAGCUGUCACAAGAGGCUUGCAUGGCACUCCCACCUGUGCUCAAGUAUAUGGGUGACUACCCAUCCAAGCGGAUGCGUUCCAUUAAUGAGCUCACAGACCAGAUAUUUGAGGGGGCCUUGAAGGCUGAGCCCCUCAAGGACGAGGUGUAUGUGCAGAUCCUGAAGCAGCUGACGGACAACCACAUCAGGUACAGUGAAGAGCGGGGCUGGGAGCUACUGUGGCUUUGCACCGGCCUCUUCCCGCCCAGUAAUGUCCUGCUGCCGCAUGUGCAGCGCUUCUUGCAGUCCCGCAAGCACUGCCCACUUGCCCUGGACUGCCUGCAGCGGCUGCAGAGGGCACUCAGGAACGGGUCCCGGAAGUACCCCCCACAUCUGGUGGAGGUGGAGGCCAUCCAGCACAAGACCACCCAGAUCUUCCACAAGGUCUACUUCCCUGAUGACACUGACGAGGCCUUCGAGGUGGAGUCCAGCACUAAGGCCAAAGACUUCUGCCAGAACAUCGCUGCCCGGCUUCUGCUCAAGUCUUCUGAGGGCUUCAGCCUAUUUGUCAAAAUUGCUGACAAGGUCAUCAGUGUCCCUGAGAACGACUUCUUUUUUGACUUUGUUCGGCACCUGACAGACUGGAUAAAGAAAGCCCGGCCCAUCAAAGAUGGAAUAGUGCCUUCGCUCACCUACCAGGUGUUCUUCAUGAAGAAGCUGUGGACCACCACAGUGCCCGGGAAGGACCCCAUGGCAGACUCCAUCUUCCACUACUAUCAGGAGCUACCCAAGUAUCUCCGAGGUUACCACAAGUGCACGCGGGAGGAGGUGCUACAGCUGGGGGCACUCAUCUAUAGGGUCAAGUUUGAGGAGGACAAGUCCUACUUCCCCAGUAUCCCAAAGCUGCUACGAGAGCUAGUUCCCCAGGACCUCAUCCGGCAGGUUUCCCCUGACGACUGGAAGCGGUCCAUUGUCGCCUACUUCAACAAGCAUGCGGGGAAGUCCAAGGAAGAGGCCAAGCUGGCCUUUCUGAAGCUCAUCUUCAAGUGGCCCACCUUUGGAUCGGCCUUUUUUGAGGUGAAGCAAACCACGGAGCCAAACUUCCCUGAGAUACUCCUAAUUGCCAUCAACAAAUAUGGCGUCAGCCUCAUUGAUCCCAGAACCAAGGAUAUCUUGACCACACACCCCUUCACCAAGAUCUCUAACUGGAGCAGUGGCAACACCUACUUCCACAUCACCAUUGGGAACCUGGUUCGUGGCAGCAAACUGCUCUGUGAGACAUCACUGGGCUACAAGAUGGAUGACCUGCUGACUUCCUACAUUAGCCAGAUGCUCACAGCCAUGAGCAAACAACGGGGCACCAGGAGCAGCAAGUGAACAGAAAGAAGUGGCAGUGGCACCCUAUCUGCUCUCAACUCAAAAGCUACCUCUUCAUCUUGGGGGAGACCUCUGAUGCUUCCUCCAGCAAGGUGGUCUUUCUGGGUUGAAGAAACUCCUUCCACCCCCCUGUGGCACCUAAGUUGACUCUAGUCCUCAGAUGCUUUCUUUCACCAGGUCAGCCCUACUGUGCAGACUUCUCUGACUUUCUUGUAUCACUGGGACCAUAACUUGAGGACGGCACAGUUCUGGGGACAACAAAGCCAAGGUGCAUAUCGACUUAAGACACUGGCUUAAUUCCCUAAGGCCAGACUCCUCAGCUGGAGUAAGGUGACAGACUGUUUCCCCAAAUUGCAGUGUGAGUGCCUGCCCCAGCAUUGCCUAACCACCUCAGGGCAUAAAGCAUGUGUUUCAUC